AUGAACAGUGUAUUGGACAGCUUCAACACACCAGAUACUGUCCAGUUGUAUGUUGGUGGCACUGCUGACCGACUCCAAUUACUACAAGUGCUUCAACGAGACAACGACGCACUCGCCCUUGUAACCGAAGAGGCCGCUCGUGCACGUUUGGAGCAACUAUAUCUUGAGAUAGAGCCAGAGACUCCGGAUAUGGAGGAGAUACUUGACGAGCAAUGGGAGCAAAACGAACAAUUACAACAGCACAAUAAUCCUGGGGAGGUGGCCAUGUUCAAAUUAUUACAUCAAUCUAAACUGUUGGGUGAACAACGAGUUGUACAAGAUAGGCAUUACAUGAUGUUGAUGAUACUCAAGAUGAACAUUGAGAAGGAGAUGGCGCAGCAAAUACCACCAAUGAUACUCAAGUGUUGUCCUGAGACCUAUCAAUCAUCAGAUCAGAUCAAGACAGUCACGCUCAGUCAUUGCUUUGAUCAACGCAUUGGAAAGUACUUUGCAGCCAAGUUCCCAUCACUGACAACGUUGAUCUGUGGCAUUCGAUUCAAUCAUCCAAUUGAUCAAUACUCACUGCCAUACUCUCUCACUUCGCUCACUUUUGGAGAGCUGUUCAAUUUACCUCUUGCCGACAAUGUUUGGCUCCCUCCAUCAUUGCUGACUUUGAGGUUUGGUUACUGUUUCAACCAACCAGUGGAGCCAGGUUACCUCCCUUCAUCACUUACCGAGUUGGAGUUUGGAGAGAUGUUCAACCAAGAGAUCGAGCCCAUGACUUUGCCCAAGUCUCUUCUCACAUUGAGGUUCAACUUCUACUUCAAUCAACCCAUCAAAUCAGACACUUUGCCUGUAUCAUUGACGGCGCUUGUGAACAUCAAUCAAUCACCAAUUUGA
Messenger RNA from Acytostelium subglobosum LB1, 879 nucleotides. RefSeq lists its product as hypothetical. Lineage: Eukaryota; Evosea; Eumycetozoa; Acytosteliales; Acytosteliaceae. The transcript is spliced from 2 exons. The record is from RefSeq and is a predicted model, not a curated record. Bases 1 to 879 code for a protein of 292 amino acids.